Messenger RNA from Aedes albopictus (Asian tiger mosquito), 1493 nucleotides. RefSeq names its product cysteine and histidine-rich domain-containing protein morgana-like. Lineage: Eukaryota; Metazoa; Arthropoda; Insecta; Diptera; Culicidae. The record is from RefSeq and is a predicted model, not a curated record. The coding region runs from base 287 to 1375 and encodes 362 amino acids. The transcript is spliced from 2 exons.
CCCCAAGACUUUCAAAAGAAGGAUCGCGCUGCCGGGGAAACCGCUGAGCUGUCAGCGCGUAACAUAAAACCGAAAAUCUCCCGAAGUGCAUGUGUUUGUUUUACACGAUCUGUGAGCCGCCCAAGGAAGUGUCUAGAAAAAUCUUUGAUCCGUCUGCGGAAAAGUGAUCGAACGGAGUCGGUGAAAAGUUGAUUUAAAACAAAACUUGUGACUCUAACCGGAGGAGAUUAUUCCAACUCCAUAAAAGGAUAUAAUUUCAGCACUGUGACUGCCUGUGAGAAGCGCGAUGUCUGCCAUGGUAAACUGCUACAACCGGGGAUGUGGCCAAAAGUUCGACCCCAACAAUAAUACCGAAGAUUCCUGCAUCCACCAUCCGGGUGUUCCGUUUUUCCACGACGCCUACAAGGGCUGGUCCUGUUGUAACAAAAAGAGCGUCGACUUCACCGAGUUCCUCAACAUCAAAGGCUGCACCCAGGCGAAACACUCCAACCAGAAGCCGCCGGAACCGGAGAAACCCAAACAGGACGUGGUCAUCGACGAAGAGCCCCCGGCCCAAAAGAUCCCCGAGCCGAUCCGAUCCACGCUGCAGCGACCUCCCUGGGAAAGCCCUAUGACCACGCUGGAUCCCUCGGUGGCACCCGCUUUCAAGAAGCAAAUCGACGAACUUCCGGUCGGUCCCGCCGUAGCCAAGAAGACGAGCACCGAUCCGGCGGAGGUAAAACCUGGCACGGCCUGUAAAAACGGCGGAUGUACCUACUCGUUCGAAGGCAGUAAAAACGACUCGAAACCGUGCGUUUACCAUCCGGGGGUGCCGGUGUUCCACGAGGGUCUCAAAUUCUGGUCUUGCUGUCAGAGGCGAACGUCAGAUUUCACGGCGUUCAUGAACCAAGCCGGGUGCGAAACCGGAAGCCACAAGUGGACCAGCGACGACGAGGAAUCCAAAGCGGUCAAGUGCCGGAUGGAUUGGCACCAGACGGCCACCCAGGUCGUUGUGACGGUCUACGCCAAGAUGUACGACUACCGCAAAAGCAUCGUCCAGCUCAAUCCGAUCCGGCUGGCCAUGACGCUGGUGUUUCCCCAGCAGAACAACCACGAGUACAAUGUCGAUCUGGAACUGCGGGGCGUGGUCGAUGUCGCCCGAUCGAAGGUACAAAUGUUCGGAACCAAGGUGGAAGUGACCCUGAUUAAAGCCGAACCGGGAAGUUGGGCCAAGCUGGAUUUCCCGCGGGAGAAGAAACCCACCGCAGCCGAGCUGUAUCAACGGCAACUGGAGGAACAACAGAAGACCGACCAACAGGAGGAUGGCGAUUCCGAUGUGGAUUUGAACGACAUUGAACCGACUUUCCGUAUGGCCAGUCUCAAGGAGGUCAAGUAGGUAGGUGGAGCAAAACGUUCUCUAUUAUACAAUUAUAUAUUAUUACUGUAGUUAGCCAUCGGUUCGGCGAUAGGUCUCCAAGACUCCCGGUCGCGAAUAAAUAUUGAAAAUAUGCAAA